Bombus pyrosoma is the source of this 1620-nucleotide messenger RNA. RefSeq lists its product as uncharacterized. NCBI's taxonomy places the organism in Eukaryota, Metazoa, Arthropoda, Insecta, Hymenoptera, Apidae. The coding region runs from base 186 to 1208 and encodes 340 amino acids. The transcript has 2 exons. The record is from RefSeq and is a predicted model, not a curated record. Gene Ontology annotation, molecular function: zinc ion binding; nucleic acid binding.
AGCGUCCCAUUUACGUGUUUUGUGUUAAAGUAUUUUACGUUUAUUUCAGAGUUAUCCUGUUGACCGUGGAUUCGUUAUCGAAUCUUAGGCCAUUGUCAUAAGUGUUAUAUCCGCGUAGUUGUUUGUUAAUUUUGUAAAUUCAUACUAGUGUUAAUAAAAGUUGUUUCAAUUUACAAGAGAAAAGAAUGUAUAGUUCUGGCGAAGAAUCGUUAUACGCUGAAUGCCUUUCUCCUGACGAUGCUCCGACAUCAGAAGUGGGAUCAGUGCCGGUUAUGACGAUACGGGAACAUAGGGCCCUGGUGCGUGAUAUUUUUCGGUCGAUAAAACAAAAACGGAGAAGAAGGAGUGUGGAACGGAAAAAUAUUUCGCUGCCACGUUUUAACCCCGAAGUCACGGGCGCCGAUCCGGCCGCUUGGAGCUCAGCUGUUAGCCUGCUCAUGAAGGACAACCCCCUACGAGACAGCGCGCUAUAUUCUGCCUUGAAUAGUGCUUUAGAGGGUUCCGCAGCGCAUUGGCUUACGCAGGUAAUAGACGGCGAAGAAAUUACCUGGCCAAGGUUGAAGGAACAAUUCAUCGCGCAUUUCGGGGGCCAAGUGACCACAUCGUCAUCGUUAAUAAAGUUGUCUAGGGAACCACGAUGGGAGAAUGAAUCCUCAGGGGCGUUCGGCAAUCGUAUCCGUUCCCUGUUGAAUACGAAGUGGCAACAUUUAACAAGAGAAGAGAUAGUCAACGCUACCGCUCUCUUUCUGCUGAGCUCUCACGACCAACGCUUCAAACGAUUGGCACUCACGAGCGACAUCAGGACGGCGGAACAAUUUCGAAAAGAAAUGAGGGCUUUUUCUUACGAGGAGGAGCCGACGACUUUGCCGGGAAAUUCAUCAGCGGGUCCUGAAGCCAAACGACGCAAGCUAUCGGACCACCGGGUUAGGUGCCUGUACUGUGGUAUUCACGGACAUAAGAUAACUGAGUGCCGCAAGAGGACGCGGGUCGAAAUGCAGAAGUAUACACAACGCCCGGGAAAAAGCCAACCAGCUACAUCGUCCAAGGUGCCCUGCUUCAAGUGUCGCGCAGAGGGGCACAUCGCAACUGACUGUCCGUUACUACAGACCAGAAAAUCUAAUCCUAAUAACGAACGUCGAGUCGAUUCUUGCGUGGUGGAGUCUCCAACUGGUAAAUUAAGUCAUCGGGUUACACCCGAGGACGUGUGAUAGUCAGGAUGGCCGUGUCGGAGAUGGAAGGACACUGAAGCCUCCCGUUUGGAACUAUGGGAAUUCCGUAAUAUUGUAAUUUAUAUUCUACUAUAGCCGUAAUUAAACGAUUGUUAUUCAUUGUAUUUUGUUCGAGACUUGUGAUAUUGGGAUGGGGUUCGAGGCGACACAACUGGUCGCCGAACGUAGCCGCGGUCACGGGAUGGACAUUUUCCUUGGGAAUGUCGAUAUAAUGGGACACACGUUGUAUUAGCAAUCAAACUCCAAGCAAAGAUUGCCUAGCAACGGCGAUUGGAAUCUUCUCGAAGCUUCGGACCAAUAUAUAACAAGCGAACGCAAUCGAAAAGUCUGGAAAAAAAUUCCAUCAGUCUAUGAUUCGUGCGAUCACCUUGGAGAGUUUUCACAUCAAGCU